AUGCUGUCAGACUUGCCUUCAGAGAUCAUUGUGCAUAUCGCCAUAUAUCUGCCAACCAUCAGUGACAUCGUCAACCUCGCAAAAACAUGUCAACGAUUUUAUAAAAUCAUUACCGCAGAAGAAUCAUCCAUUUUUCGAACUUUUAUUCAAACUCGUUUCCCACACAUACAAACUCCACCUUUUUGGAAAGGUGCGGCUCGUGCCCUCGCAUCGCGAUCACGGGCACUGGACAGACUGGGGAUUAUUGGCCGUUUCGUCAUCCCGCCAGAUACAGCGACCAGAAUUGGGUUUCAGGAGCACACGCGUCGCGAUAAUCCCACGCUUGGAUACCGGCCUGCCAUAGACUCGUACGAAGUCUGGAAUGGCGAAUGUUGGGCUGAUCGAAGGGAGGUUCUUGCGUGGGGCGCGGGCCAUCAGAUAUUUUUGCGAUCCAAACAAACUGGCACCCGCUCAAAGGAGCAAUGGGUAUCGUUUAACGAUGUUGAAGAGCCUACUAGUUAUGAUGAUAUCUGUGGAUUGCAUCUUCUCAAGCCCGAGGAGUCGAAACAGGAUCCAGGUGUUGAGAAUCUGAUUUUUGCUCGCAUGAGAGGUGAUCUCGUUCAUCUUUCUCUUUCCCUUGAUGCGGCGACUCAUGAAAUCAAGAGAAAAUUUACCACCAAUGGAUUGUUAUUGGAAAAGACAGAUCUGAUUAGUGAUACAUUGGCUGCUCAUUUCGAUAAUGGGUCGAUUGGCCUGUACUCACUUGACAACGAUUCUCAAGAGGUCGAGCCAUUUGCCUGGGUCGGUGAUGGAUUAGACCAUACAAGACGAAGCCGAUACUCAAAACUUCUAUCCCCUUCGCGCCUUGCGCUGGCUACUGGCCAAGUUAAAAACUCUCUCUCAAUCAACACGCUCUCGCCUGACGGUGUAUGUGUUGAUCGAGAAAUUGGUGUGGAAUCCCUCGAUCUCGAAGAUCAAGUAGGCAGAACAGUUCAUGCAGCUGUCACUGCCAUCGCACCUCUCAACUCUCACUCAUACGCAGGAUCACCUGGUGAUGUCUUUCUAGCCACAUGGGGAGACCGAACAAUAAGAUUACACGAUCUUCGUUCGCCACAUGCCUACGAAUCAACGUAUAGAGAUACAACCGACAUAAAUCUAAUUUACAGCGUACAUCCAUUUGGUCACGACCGUUUCCUCGCUGGAGCGGGUGGCAACGCCGUACUAAAAAUCUUCGAUUUACGCAUGAGCAACACAUACAACUACUUGGGCGCACAAGUGCCACUCACAAAAACCCAAUCUCAACCUAGCACCAAACUACCGACAAGUACCAUACCAAGUUAUCCCCGAAAGGAUUUCUCAAUCUUCCUCUCAACACAACUUCCAUCGAUAAUACCACGGAAUCGUCGCGCUCGCAACAGACGUGGUCCAUAUCGCGGCCCAAUUUACACGAUGUCCUCGCCAUCUUCAUCGUCACCAACAGUGUACACCGGUAUUGUGGACGGUGUGGUUCGGUUGGACUUUGCGUCAACAGAUGAUCUGACAGGACCAGCGAGCGAGUGGUACGAUUUCAAUCUUGGAUUAGAAGUCGAGAAGGGUAGUCCAUCUGUUCCUGUUGAUGCAGAGAACGUGAUUAGGAUAGCGGGUUAUGAGCGACCGGAUCCGGAUGAUUUUACUACUACUUCUAAGCUGAGAAAUCAGCAUGGGUUUUGGUAUCCUGAGCCUAGGUAUGUAAAUACUGGGGCGGGACCUGGAUGGGAUAGGCGAUGGGAACCGCUUGCGCAGGCUGGUGCUUGGAGAAGAAAGGGAGGAUCGAGUUAA
Molecule: messenger RNA, 1797 nt
Organism: Penicillium malachiteum
Lineage: Eukaryota; Fungi; Ascomycota; Eurotiomycetes; Eurotiales; Aspergillaceae
Product: F-box protein
Exons: 2
Coding region: 1-1797 (598 amino acids)
Molecular function (GO): protein binding
Source: RefSeq, a predicted model, not a curated record